Molecule: messenger RNA, 1461 nt
Organism: Puccinia triticina
Lineage: Eukaryota; Fungi; Basidiomycota; Pucciniomycetes; Pucciniales; Pucciniaceae
Exons: 1
Coding region: 1-1461 (486 amino acids)
Source: RefSeq, a predicted model, not a curated record
AUGGAUGAACCGAAUCCCCUCUAUAACUUUGCUACUUUCCGGACUGCGGGACAACCGACGUUCACGCGAGAUUGGCCUCCUUCGACUACGUCUAAUUGGGGGUCCAACAGACAAGAGUCUCAAGUGAAUAUUCCUUCAAAAUUUUUAUCUCACCAGCCUUGUGAGCAGGAUAGAGGAGCUAUCCUCCGUCCCACUCGCGUUGGCGAUUUUGUUCAGCAGGACAACAUGAGACGGACAAACUCGAACCCUAUAGGCUUUCGCCCUUAUAUUAACCCACAAUCGAUACCGAGACCUCGGAAAUUAAUCAAGCUAGCGGGAGGUAUCACCGAGCAUGAAGAACAACCGAGUUCUUCUUUCGAAACCGACCAUACUAAUAUCAUCAAUCAAAUGCCCCCGAAUUUGAACUCCAGUCCUUCCCCCAUGUUGGCGCCAAGUAGAUUCAUUAAUGCAGCUAAUAAUCAAGAUAUGAUGUCGGUGGGCGAGGGGAGAAGUGAGAGGAGUACUGCCUGCCGGUUUUCUGCAAGCAUUCCGCAUCAGUUUACAAAUGACAAUCCUCAUCAUCUUCCUAUCAACGAUCAAGGGCUCGCGGUGACACAUCCGAGAAAAGUUACGAAUUAUGAGACUCGUCGUGACGCUAGGGAAGAAGAGGUUCCUAACUAUGCGGAAGACAAAUCAGCAGAUUUAUUAGAAUUUGAUAAAACGGUUUUUGCCUGUUCGGAGGCAAACUUCAAAGACGAAACAAACCUUCUUAGCAUCUCCGACAUGUUUGGCGUGCUAAACGCCAACAAACUGGUGAUGUCCGAACAACAAUUUAUUACUCACUUUCAUAGAUAUUUCAACAAAAACUGUUCUACAGGAAAACCACCACCGAAGAAUUUUAAUUUGGAUUUGAACGCUAAACCGGAAAGUGUCAGUGCCCAUAGGAGAAGAGACCAAAUCAAGGCUUUAUCCAUCAUCUUGCAAGACCGGGAGUGGUGGUAUAGACAUUGGGAGAAGAAAACAGGCAUCAAGAUCAAAUCUUUGGCUAACGAUAUGAACAACAGUCCAUCUCCACAAAUGCUGGCAAUUCUGACAACAUACUUAUUUUAUGUUGAGAUGAUCAGUACACUUGUCCCUCGUGAGCAGGAUGUGGGAGACACAACAGGAAGUCAAUUAAAAGAAGCAGUGAAUUUCUUUAAGGCUCUCUUCCUCCCUGAAAGUACCUCCGUAGCAACACAAAUCAGGGCCAGAACAGCUCUUGAUCCACAAGAGAUCAAAGAAAGGGCCCCGUCAACCAAACGCUCCACCAACUUUUAUGCUGGCCUUUGGAUGUUGUUGGCGGAGUGGAUGAGAUUAUAUAGAACAGAACUCUUUAAUGCGCUUAAGGAAGAUGGAAAAACUAUUCGCACUACUCAGAAUUUCUUCAACACUGUUUUUCGCUACACUGUCGAGAAUCUUGGCAAUAGAUUGAAGGGAAAAUGA